AUGGGGCGUCAUAGACAAUGCAUGUGGUUAGAGUUUGUGAAAAACUAUCACUUCUCUAUACAGUACCACCCAGGGAAAGUGGAUGUAAUGGCAGAUACAUUUAGUCGCCAACCCUAUGCGAGUCUUUCCGCUUUGUUUACUACAGAAUUAGAUGCUUUAAAGAUUAUUAAUGAGUUGUCAGAUGAUUCUGUGGCUUACGUAAUAGUUACACCUGCUAUCAUCCACAAAUUUUCUAUUCAUCUAGGUGGAGAUAAGAUGUACCAAGAUAUAAAGCGACAGUUUUGGUGGGCAGACAUGAAAAGAGACAUAGCUAUAUUUGUAUCUAAGUGUAGUACUUACCAGAUGGUUAAGAUAGGCCAUCAGAAACCGCGGGUUCUUUGCAGCCACUUCCUAAAACAAAGUGGAAAUGAGAGAGCAUUUCUAUCGACUUUGUCGAGGGAUUGCCAACUUUACACAGAAAAGUUGACGAAGCUUUACAUUGCAAAGAUUGUGAAGCUGCAUGGCAUACCACUAUUUAUCAUAUUGGAUAGAGAUUAG
Molecule: messenger RNA, 537 nt
Organism: Cornus florida
Lineage: Eukaryota; Viridiplantae; Streptophyta; Magnoliopsida; Cornales; Cornaceae
Exons: 3
Coding region: 1-537 (178 amino acids)
Source: RefSeq, a predicted model, not a curated record